Molecule: messenger RNA, 2030 nt
Organism: Ochlerotatus camptorhynchus
Lineage: Eukaryota; Metazoa; Arthropoda; Insecta; Diptera; Culicidae
Product: coiled-coil domain-containing protein 174
Exons: 4
Coding region: 44-1984 (646 amino acids)
Cellular component (GO): nucleus
Source: RefSeq, a predicted model, not a curated record
GUUUGCAAAUCGUUUUGUUAGGUACUAUUCAGUUCCUUCAGCCAUGAAUGACCCGAACAGGAAGAUAGACAUCGAUAAAUCAUCGCUUCUCAGCUUGAAGGCAGAAUUGCUCCGUAAACAGGAGGAAGUAUCCCGAGCCAAAGCAUGCUCCUCAAUCGAUGAUUUCGUACCGAAGAAAGCUCCCAAACCGGAAAAGCCGCCGUCCUCCUCGGUCGAGGCGAAAAAACAGUCAUCUUCAGCGAAAGGCAAGAAUGCACCUUUUGAGCUGGAAGAUUCCGCCGAAUUGGCUCGUUCGAAAAAGAUCCUUGAGUCGAAAGCAAAAUACUAUGAGCGCAUGGUGCAAUCCGGUGGAUCGCUCAACAGUGACGAACAAUGUUUGGUGAUGUUCAAUCAGAAGAAACAAACCGAUAAACCGAUGCCAGAGAAUUAUUACAGUAGCUCGGAUAAUCAUUCGUCAUCUGAUGAGGAUGAGCCUCCCAGGAAUCGUGUACUAUUCAGUUCAAAAUUAGAUGAAAAUUGGGUUGAAUAUACGGAUUAUCUAGGGCGGAGUCGUAAAUGUAAGAAGCAAGAUUUGGAAGAAUGUCUACGAAAGGACAGAGAGUUGGGACGGGAUACUAAGAAGGAUGUGGUUGAGGAUGAAGAGGAAGGAGAAGUAAUUGGUCCCGUUCCAUCGAUGGCCAUCACUGAGGAAACCAUUGGUGAACGGUUUCGCGAGAUGCGCGGACAGUGGGCCAAACAGGAGGAGGAAAACUUGGAUAAGGAUUCAGUGCACUAUCAGGAUGUGCUGUUUGAUGAGGCUCGGCAGCAUGGCGUCGGUUACUAUGCAUUUUCGACUGACCGUGAGGAAAGAAACCGCCAACAGCACGAGCUAGACUCGAUUCGCGAUGCAACCUUGGAAGCCCAACAGGAGCGGGAAGAUUUGCGCAAAGCACGCGACAAUAUAAUUGCCGACCGGAUGAAGGCGGCCAAAGCACGGCAACGGGCUCGACUGGGGUUGCCACCGGAAGAGGAGAAGGAGGAGCCGGAGCCGCAAAAGGAACCGCAGCAAUCGGAUGCUAAAGAAGAUGCACUGUACGAUAUGAGCGAGGAGAAGAAACGGCUAAAGGCGGAGGCUAAGGCGCAGAAGAAAAGGGAGAAGGAAGAACGCAAAAAGGAACGCGAACGUCAAAAACACGUUCGACCUUGGGACGCAGGGAAACACAAGGACGAAGAUAUGGAGUGGAAACCAGCUAGAGAAUGGCACGUUAUGUCUCAGGAGGAGUGGAAUGAGAUGAAACGAAAAGAACGGAUAGAUGAGUUUGCUCCACCUGUCGAUUAUAGAUCGAAAGUGGGACGAGGGUGGCAAAAUCCUUCCCUGGAACCAAGCUACGUUGAAGACAGAUCUGGGCAAAACGAGCAUGAUGAUUCUGAUGCGGAUGGGGAAAAACAGAUUGGUCCGCUUCCUAGUGAUCGAUUUUAUGACAGAGAAGAUAGCACGGCUAAUAAUCCACUUUUGCUGUCGUCGUUGUCCGGAGCUGCACAAGAUGAGGAUGUCAGCAUGCCUACCAUCCCGGGAACGGAGAACGACAUCGUUCUCCCGGAAGAAACCAACCGUACGCUGUUUUUCACCACCAAGAAGACGAAGAAGGAAUUUAAACGACGGAAUUAUGAUGCAUCGUGUGACGAUGCCGGGUCGGAAAAACGAUCCAAACCACAGCAGAAAGCAGUACCAAUACGAAAUGAAUUGAGCGAUGACUCUGGCGAAGAGAAGGAGGCAUACAGACGAGAGGGAACCGGGGCGGAAAUACCUCCACCUCCCACGUUCGAGUAUUACGGUCCGAUCUCGUCAACGGUAAAGCAAAACCAACGUAGAGCACCCCCGGUUUCGAAAAAUGUCCUGGAGGCAUCAAUCGAGGCUGGCUUACGGUUUUUGCGGGAUCAAUCUGAUAAGAGUGGACCCAGCACAGGUACCAAGAAUAGAUGGACAUCGAAUGCGGAUUAUUGAGUUGCACGGUGAGUUGAAUGUGAAUAAAGAUGCAUUAUUUUCAUAA